Messenger RNA from Canis lupus familiaris (dog), 6218 nucleotides. It is a transcript of the gene TREH, whose product is annotated as trehalase. Bases 1183 to 3264 code for a protein of 693 amino acids. The transcript is spliced from 14 exons. Gene Ontology annotation, biological process: trehalose catabolic process. Gene Ontology annotation, molecular function: alpha,alpha-trehalase activity. The record is from RefSeq and is a predicted model, not a curated record. Lineage: Eukaryota; Metazoa; Chordata; Mammalia; Carnivora; Canidae.
GUGACAUGCAGCACACUGUGUCCAUUUGGUGUGAUAUCUCUUAGCCGGGGUGGGAACUAUGGGCUGACUGGAUCGGCACAGUAUCUUCUGUUCCGAUACAGUAUUGUAAGCAUAUUUGUCUACAAUGAAGUAAGCAAAGCUACUUUAAUGGGCCCCUUGAAUUUCCAGAGUGAUUUCCUGAGGCUCAUGCCCCAUGCGGGCAUCUCCUUUCCCAGCCCAGUUUUUCCCUGCCCGAGAGUCAAUAAAAACCCCAACACAGGGGUGCUUGCGGGGCUCAGUGGGUUAAGUGUUCAACUCUUGAUCUUGGCUCAGGUCCUGAUCUCAGGGUCAUCGGUUCAAGCCCUGUGUUGGGCUCCAUGCUGGGCAUGGAAUCUAUUUAAAACAGAAUCAACAUAGGAGCUUUUUGCUUUCAAUUUUCCAUCGCUGCAAGGGAAAGAGCAUGCAGUGUAGCCCCCUGAGCUGAUUUGUUCUUGCAGAGAUUCCCAGGAGUCGGUCAGAGUGCAGUGGCCUUGCAGACGAGAUACGGUCCGUGGGCCUCGCACUGCCAUCGGUAGCAAAGCAGCUUUCUUUUGGUCACGGAGAGCUGCCACGGCGGCUCCUCGGGUGCUUCCCGCAGCCCUGCAGAGGGUGGGGGGAAGGAGGCCACCUGCCCAUGUGGUCCCCACGUAGCACCGUCCCAUGUAAACCCUUACCAUGUACUAAGGAACUCUUGGGGGAACCGCCUUCUUUACCAGAGUGUUUCUCUGACAUCACCCGGGACACCAUUCAGGAUUAUCUGCUGUUCUCCAGUCACAGAAGUGGUUUCCAUAAACACCCAAUAGCAGGCUAGUGAUUGUCUCCACAGUGAUUUGUAUCAUACGCCGCAUUCGAGAAUUUUCUGGGCCAAGGGCUCAGCAAUUGCCCCUGGGUGUAACUUACAGGAUUUCGCCUUAAGCCCUCCGGUCAGGUUCACAGGGGCCAGGCUGGCCGAGGCUGUACAGACUUGGCCUCACCCCUCCUAACGUGUCACCAAUUAAAGGGCUCUUGUCCUUUGUCCAUUGGGUCUCCCACACAGUUCCCAGUUACCAACCAGUGUGGGCUCAGGCACUUGUUCAGGUCCUUUACUGCAGGGGGCGCUCCUCAUUUCUCUCAGCUGGGUAGGUCACCACCACCCACAAACCCCUCUCACACCUGGGCACACACAUGCAUGGGCACACUCACGCACGGACCCAGUCCGGGCCAGCAAUGUGCCCAGGCUCCAGCCUUCCUACUCCCCUCCCCGGCACCACCUGCAGCCAGAUUUACUGCCACGGGGAGCUCCUGCACCAAGUUCAGAUGGCCAAGCUCUACCAGGAUGACAAGCAAUUUGUGGACAUGCCGUUGAACUCGGCUCCAGACCAGGUUCUGCAGCGCUUCCGCGAGCUGGCCGCCACCCACAACCAGAGCAUCCCCCUAGAGCAGCUGCGGGCCUUCAUCCAGGAGCACUUCCAGGCCGGGGGGCAGGAGCUGCAGCCCUGGACUCCCGAGGACUGGAAAGACAGCCCCCAGUUCCUGCAGAAGAUCUCGGACCCCAAGCUGCGAGCCUGGGGAGGGAAGCUACACGAGCUCUGGAAGAGACUGGGAAAGAAGGUGAAGCCCGAGGUCCUCAGCCACCCGGAGCAGUUCUCUCUCAUCUACGCAGCACACCCCUUCAUCGUGCCUGGGGGGCGCUUCACCGAAUUCUACUACUGGGACUCCUACUGGGUGAUGGAAGGGCUGCUCCUCUCCGAGAUGCCCGGGACGGUGAAGGGCAUGCUGCAGAACUUCCUGGAGCUGGUGCGAAUCUACGGCCACGUCCCGAACGGGGCCCGCGUGUACUACCUGCAGCGGAGCCAGCCCCCGCUCCUGACCCUCAUGAUGGACCGCUACGUGAGCCACACCAACGACACGGCCUUCCUCCGGGACAGCAUCGGGACCCUGGCCUUGGAAUUGGACUUCUGGACGCAGAACAGGAUCGUCUCUGUGAGCUCGGGGGGGAAGAGCUACGUCCUGAAUCACUACGCCGUCCCUUAUGGGGGACCCAGGCCAGAGUCCUACAGCAAAGAUGCCGAGCUGGCAAACACGUUGCCGGAAGGGGACCGGGAGACCCUGUGGGCUGAGCUCAAGGCUGGAGCUGAGUCUGGCUGGGACUUCUCUUCACGGUGGCUCGUUGGAGGCCCAAACCCCAAAUUGCUCAGCAGCACCCGGACCAGCAAAUUCGUGCCUGUUGACCUCAAUGCCUUCCUGUGCCAGGCAGAGGAGCUGAUGAGCAACUUCUAUUCCAGCCUGGGGAACAGCGUCCAAGCCACAAAGUACAGAAAUCUGUGGCAACAGCGCUUGGCUGCCAUGAAGGCCAUCCUGUGGGAUGAGGAGAAAGGUGCCUGGUUUGACUAUGACCUUGAGAACAGAAAGAAGAACCUAGAGUUUUACCCAUCCAACCUCACUCCUCUCUGGUCUGGCUGUUUCUCUGACCCGAACGUCGUGGACAAGGUUCUGAAAUAUCUGGAGGACAGCCAGAUCUUGACCUACCAGUACGGGAUCCCGACCUCUCUCCAGAACACAGGCCAGCAGUGGGACUUCCCCAAUGCCUGGGCCCCCCUGCAGGACCUGGUCAUCAGAGGUCUGGCCAAGUCUCCCUCACCUCGGGCCCAGGAAGUGGCUUUCCAGCUGGCUCAGAACUGGGUCCGAACCAACUUUGAGGUCUACUCCAGGGACUCGGCCAUGUAUGAGAAGUAUGACAUCAGCAAUGGUGGUCAGCCAGGUGGUGGAGGGGAGUACGAGGUUCAGGAGGGCUUUGGCUGGACCAAUGGAGUGGUCCUGAUGCUCCUGGAGCGCUAUGGUGACCGGCUGAGCUCAGGCAGCCAGACAGUUUUCCUGCAGCCCCACUGCCUCACAGCUGCCCUUCUGCUCAGCCUCCUGCUUGGCCUCCUGCCAGUGAUGGGCCUCCUUGCCCCGUGGGCCUCAUUAAACUUCUGUGUGAGUACCUACCUUCUCCUGCCUCUUCAUCCUCCAUCCCCCAGCCAGUCCUGGGAGGGUCCCAGAAGUCAUGGGUUAGACCCGUGUCCCUCCUGGAACAUUAAUAAGGAGGAAAUCCUGUUCUGUGGGGACACAGCCCCAUACCCCAUGCAACCUGGCUUCCCAAACACGUACUCCAAAUGCUUUAUUGUUCUGUUGAGAUGCUUACAAAUACUGAAAGUCACCCAGCCUGGGGCCCAGCAGCCACAGCCCAGUGGUGGGCAGGGAGGUGGGCUUAGUGUUAAGGCGUGAAGGGCCAAAGCCAGGCAGCUGGUGGCCUGGUCCUCUGCUCUCCAUUUCUGUCACCCUUCUGAUGCUGAAGGGAGGGCAGCCACACCUCAGGAUCCUCUCCCUCUGCUGCCUCCUCUCCUGCUCAGGUUCUCCCUGGAGUGUCUGAGAAGCCCUCCAACCCUGUUAGAAACCCAGCCUGUACAGAACCCGUGUAGCCGCCGUUCCCAACAGCUCCCCUCCUCUUCCAGUCUCUGGAUGUAGGAGCUUCGUCCCUUCUGGCUCUAAGCAAGGCACGAGUGGAAGGGAGAGGGCUGGGCUGGGGGGCCACAGGCUGUGCAUCAGGGCCUGGAGACACAGGUGGAGGGCGAAGAGGGGGUGUCUGGUCCCUUCCCCCGCUCCCAGCGUGAGAUGCACAAGGUCCUGGGCUGGAGAGAUGGCAGGACGUACCCUCAGGUGGGCCCACAGUAGAAGCAUGGGCGGAGCCACAGAGCCCAGGCAAUGAGUAUGUAACCAUGGCGGUGAAGCAGUCACUAUGGAGAUCAGAGUUUGGGGUCUGCAAAAAGGGGGUGGGGCUGGGACCUCAAGGAUGACACCUGAGGUCUCUGGCCCUUGAACAAAGUAAUAAAAUGCAGGAGAGCAGGGUGGAGCGGGGUUUGACAAGUGCACCGCCUGAGCUGGUUCCCCACUCUGGAUGUGGCUCUCCUCAGCCCCCGAGGCCCCUGCAAAGGGGGGCUGAGGCAGGAGGGGAUCUUUGGCAGAUUCUGGUACCAUAAUUUAUCCUUUGCAAAAGAGAACACAGGCUGGGGAGCGCAGGGCCAGUCAGAGCUCAAGGCCCCCUCUGCACCGGCUCCUCAGCCCGGGCAGGCCUGGGCCAGGACCCCGAAGGGUUAUUGCAAAUUCUGAGUUCCCAGGAGCCUCCCCACUUUUUAUCCAUUGGCCGGUACGUUAGGGGCCUGAGCUCCUUACAGAAGAGCACGCAGUCUGGUACAGGAGCCCCAGCGGCGCUCCACCCUCCUAGGGCCCGGGGAGCGCUCCCGCGUGGCCUAGGGCCCAGGGUGCAGCUCUGUCUCCGGGGGCAGCAGGGGGGCUGGCCCCAGGGUCCGGGAGGCCCGCCGACCACAGUCAGUUCAUGAACUGAGUGUAGCCCUCCGCUCCCGUGACGAUGACGUCCAUCCAGAUGCGCAUGGCCUCUGCAGACGGGGCCACCAUGUAAUACAGCCGGUCGUGGGUCUUCACACAGAAGGUGAGGGCUGGGUUCGGGCUCUGCCCAGGGCGAGAGGAAGGGCUGAGACGGGGCUCACCUCUGACGCUCCAUCUGCCCUUUCCCUCCCCGUCUCCAGGGUGCCCCGGCGCUAGAGCCUGAGUCCCAGACAGGCCUCAAACCUGGUCCCCACCAGGGGGCCCCAGGCGGAGUGUUCCCCUCCUCACACCCAAGCCGUCCUGGGACCGUGGCAGGGCCAUAUCCCGCCCCGGGGGCCCUGUCGUGGGGCACCCCACCCCCCACCCCAGGCAAAAGAUUGAGUAUCAGAGAAUGAGACACAAAGGGUUAUUGCAGUGAGAACCAGAGUGUCCUCCGGUCACCAGAGGGGCAGAUGGAGAAAGCUGCCAGUGGGAUGCUGGGCCCAGGUCCCCAGAGGAGCAGAGGUCAGGGCUGCGGCGGCAGAGGCUUGGGGAGAGGCUGAUUUCAGGAGGGCAGAGGGCCCGGGCCUCAAACAUGUCCACUUUAUCAGUCCCCUCUGCCCAAGCCCAUCCCUGGAACCCCUUCCCCCCCUUCUUUGCCGUCCCUCUGCACUGCCCGCCUCCCCACAGGGGCUCCCGGCAGCCCCCGCUGCUCCUCCCUCAGGCCCAGGGAAGGAGGCUGGGUCAGGGGAGAGUAGAGGGUCAGGGACCAGGAGGGGACAGGAGGCAUGAAUGUACAGUAGUUCUGGUUACAGGUAGGUGGGGGGAGGGUACCUCAGUCACCACAGAAAAGCUGAAAAACCUCCUCUGGGAAGGGGAGAGGGAGAGAGGAAGAGAGACUUUACAAAGAGGCCAAGGAAUGGGUCCAGGACUCGAGAAGACAGGCUGGAGGCUGUUGUUCCCAGAAGCCCGCUGGGUGCGCCCCCCUUCGCCCCUCAGCCCACCUCACCUUGGCUGCACUGCGCAGGUGAUCGUAGUACACUUCCUCGAUGGCCUGGAAGUAGAUGACCCCCUUCAGCUUCGUCUCGUGCUUGUCUGCAGAGAAAACAGGGCCGGGCUGAGGAGGCCUGCCCUCCCGCCACUGCUGGAGCCUCCCUGUCUGGGAAAUGGGGUGAUUCUCCCAGGCUCCAAACAGAGCCCAACGUGGAGCCCUGAAGAGAGGGUCAGUGCCCAGCCUUGCCCAGAGUCAGAGAAGGCGAAUUAGAACUUCACUCCGAUACCACUUCUCACCGACCAAACAGCACACCGUGGGCAAGUCUGGGGGGAGGUGAUCUGACAGGGCACGGGGGCGUGUAUAUGGUGAACCCUGAGGGCGGAUGUGGCCGCGUCCACCCGAACGAGGAAGGCAUUUGCCCUUGGAGCCAAUGAUUACACUUAUGACCAACGUUUACCUCAGACAUAACAAAUUUACGUGGUUCUUCACCACAACAGUAUUUAUAGUCUGGAAACAAACCAUGCGUCCAUCAAGUAGAGCCUGGUUAAUAAAUUAGAGUUUAGCGCAUGAUGCGAUACUACACCUCUGUUCAACGAUACAGAAAUAUCUCACGGGGUGGGGUGAGAAAGAAAAGAAAACUACAUAGAUUCAGAAAUACACCUUCCAAAUGAAUCAGAUAUAUUUCCUAUAGAAAGACCUGACCUAUUAGCUGUACAAGGAGUGUUUCAUAUGCCAUUUUUUUUGUGUAAGUAAAGGGGUGAGUAAAGGGGUCUGCAUUUCUUUACGUUCUAAAGAAACUACAAGGAUACACAAGAGAUUAAUAAAAAUGGUUAUCUGUUGUGAGGAGGGGCAUAAUCCUCAA